Messenger RNA from Lactuca virosa, 434 nucleotides. The record is from the annotation of a GenBank genome assembly. NCBI's taxonomy places the organism in Eukaryota, Viridiplantae, Streptophyta, Magnoliopsida, Asterales, Asteraceae.
AUUUCCUUAUGUCGAGUGUUUGAAUCCCUUAAUUCUCAAUUCUUUUCUGUCUCCAUACGUUUUUCUAUAUAUAAUCGGUUCAUCGCCUCGUCCACCAACUCAAAUCAAAAUCAAGUUAUCCUUGAUGUUUAUUGUUUUCUUUUACAUUUGCGUUUUGUAUAUUCAUCGUCAUUUACAAGAGCAUUAAGAUUAUUUUUGGUUUUUUUUUGUUUCACACUAUUGUAUCAGAGCAUACGCAAUACAGAGACUGCAAAAAUCAUAGCAAUCUACUAUUCUAGAGCCAAUGUAAUGCUAACAAUCCAAGAAGCAGUCGAAGCUGGAUUACACCAACCUAUAAUUAAGCAAUUCAAGUUUUCGAGACUUAGACAUCUUUCCUAAAAACCUAUGUGCAAUUCACACCUAGGGUGUUAUUUUCCCUAAAUAUAUUCAUUUAC